CUGCUGCUGCUGCUGCGGAUACAAGGGCAGCAGGGCUGGGUAGGGUCUGGCCUGAGUGCGCAGUGGAUGCUGAGAGGAGGAGAAAAAACAUUGUUAUCGUUAUGGGUAUCUUAUUGAGAUGCAACUGCCACACGUUGAUGGAUGCAUGCGUUAUCAUCAAGCCAAACCCCUCCGUGCACUGUGAUAGAAGUCUAAUGAGGCCAAUAAGAAGCUUUUACUAUUUUGCAGCAUCUCUAGCGUAGACAAAUUGUUGCACCAAAUGCAACGUUUUCUCAGAUCAGUUUCGUCGGCCCUCAUCUGUCGGUGAAGAUUGCCAAUCACCCUCAAUCAUCAGUAAUCCUGCAGGGAAGCACAAUGCUGACCAGUAUCACUGAAGGGAUACUGUGCUGCCUGACUGGGAAGGCUGCCAGUCUGGUCUUGCCCCUGGAGUCGUCAGAACCCUCUGAUGGUUUUGAGUUUGUGGAGGUGAAACCUGGGAGGGUUCUGCGAGUUCGGCACAUCGUCCCAGAGCGCCAACCCGUAGUGACGGAAGAGCAAGUUGGAGAAAAAGAGAAGACGGAUGUCGAUGAUGAUGAUUGUUCUCUUGAGGAUCAUAACGAGAGCAGUACGGGCAGCAGUGUCCACUGCAAGAGGAAGAUCACAGUCUACCGCAACGGACAGCUGGUGAUUGAGAACCUUGGUGAUGUUUUGCACUCUGAGAUUCUGCAGUGUCAGGAUGGAGAUCUGGAGCCUUGCAGCACUGUAGAAGUGGAGCUGGCUGACUACAAAGAAAUGCCCUCUUCUCCAGACCCCAACCCUGCUCCUCCACCAGUUCCUCCACCCCUUGGGGAACAGAAACCUGCUCCACCACCUCGCCGCCGCCGUCGUAAGCCCAAGCGCACUGUGCAAAUCGACUCCAGGAGGGUUAUCUCGAGCUGCAAGGGGACGCACUCGGAUGUAGCGCUGUUCUUCGUGCAUGGUGUUGGAGGUUCUCUGGACAUUUGGGGCAGCCAGCUGGACUUCUUUUCUCGGCUGGGUUACGAGGUCAUCGCGCCUGACCUGGCGGGCCAUGGAGCCAGCACUGCUCCUCAGAUUGCAGCAGCUUAUACUUUUUACGCCCUUGCAGAGGACCUUCGUGCAAUCUUUAAGAGAUAUGCCCGUAAACGAAACAUUCUCAUCGGCCAUUCAUAUGGUGUGUCAUUUUGCACCUUUCUGGCCCACGAAUAUCCUGAUCUGGUCCACAAGGUGGUAAUGAUCAAUGGAGGGGGUCCCACAGCUCUGGAGCCCAGCCUUUGUUCCAUCUUCCAGUUGCCAUCUUGUGUCCUGCACUGUCUGUCACCUUGCCUGGCCUGGAGCUUCCUCAAAGCUGGAUUUGCCCGUCAGGGUGCCAAAGAAAAGCAGCUGUUGAAGCAGGGCAAUGCCUUCAAUGUGUCUCCGUUUGUCCUUCGAGCCAUGAUGAGCGGUCAGUACUGGCCUGAAGGGGACGAGGUCUACCAUGCCGAGCUCACUGUGCCCAUCCUUCUGGUUCAUGGCAUGUGUGACAAGUUUGUGCCCAUGGAUGAGGACCAGCGCAUGGCAGAGAUCCUUUUGUUUGCAUUCCUAAAAGUCAUUGAGGAGGGAAGUCACAUGGUCAUGAUGGAGUGCCCCGACACGGUCAACACCCUCCUCCACGAGUUUUUUCUAUGGGAGCCUGACAUGUCCAGAAAAGACAGCAGCAAGACAGACACAGCUCUCAGUGACACUUUCCACACACUGAAAAUCAAUAAGCCUGUGGACAAAUAACCAAGGAGGACUUUAGUUUUAUUAUGGAACCAAGGAGAAGGCCUUUUUCGGCAUGUGUUCUUUAAGGCUGCUCCCAGGCUGAGAGCUGUUAUUAAUAGGGCCACAUCUUAAGGAUGCAGACGGCCAGUGGUGCUCCAAGAUAAAGCAGGACUUAGGCCUGGUGCCGACCUGAGGACGAUGGAUUGGACAUAAAGAUGAGAGGAUGAGAGGAGUGGAUGAAAAUACACAGUCAGUGUGUGCUUCGCUUUUUGAUACCAGUUUGUGCUCCAUCGCGUCACGUUUGCAAAACGACACAACACCUGGAGGAUUUUUGUCCAUUCGCGAUUUGUGUAUGAAAUGUAUCGGGCGAAGAACCAACUACAACAAGAUGCAAAACACAUAAAAUCCAUGAAAUGGUGUGUGAAUUGCCUCAAUUAUAUCUGAAAUAUUCCGUACAGAACUGCAGAGCUUCUGUUCUGGUUUUACAAAAUGGUUAUUUACUUAACGUUGGGCCCAUCUGACAUCUGCUUUCAGCGGGAAACAAGCAGAAUGAUAUAAACUGAGUAAUUGCAGAUCUGUUUGCCAGAAUGAUGGUGAAGGAUGGUUUAUUAUACUGAAGUGGACUGGAUACUAGUAGAACAUGGGUUAAAGACAUUAAGUAAAUAGUAAUGUACACGCAAAAUGUAAUUAAUAACUGCACAACAUGCAUACAUAAACUUCAUAAUGAAAGAAGGAGAAACUGAAAAGUAUUUUCACCUUCAAUCCAGCCACCUAUUACUGUAACCACAUCCUUACAAUGUGCAGUUUACACCAUCUCUAACAUGAAGACUCACAGUCACAGCUUUUAUCAUUAAAAUUGGCUCAUCCAUUUCAAAAUUACAGAAAUGUAUUUUCCAUAUAUUGAACUGUAAUAUCAAAUCUAAAUCCAAAAAGCUAUGUGUGUCUAUGUCAAGCACAAUGUAACCAAUACAUCAGUUCAUAGUUGCAUGAAAAUUAAUAUUCAAUGAGAGAUUUCUGUGAACAGAUGUAAACAAACAUGGAUGCCAAAAGGUUCUCCGCCUUUAUUCUAGCAGCCAUUUUUUCUGCAGUAGUAUACGUAUAAUAUCCUAAGGAUACAAACUACCAAGGCCCUGCAUGAGUUCAGAAUAUGAAAAGGUAUGAGAGUUGUGUCAGACAAUAUGUUCUUAUAUUGAAAAAUCCCCUGUGCACUUCUCUUUAAACGAAUGAGUGUUCUUUUUAACGUGCAAGUAUUAUUUUUGCCUUUAUUUUGAAAUAACAGCAACUGCCAUAACAAACUGUGGUUGUAUUGACCGCUUUAAGCUGCUGAGUGUGAUCCUUUACUACUCUCCAGUCCAUCCUAUUUAUCUAAUAGUGUCAGACCGAAAGAAUGAACUCAAUAUUAAGGUCACUGAAAGACAUUCAUUCAUGGGUGCUGCUUUGUCUCACACUGGGACAGUAAGGUGCGGGUAAAAGCACAGUCUAAUAUGCUCCGUGACAGUGCGUAUCUGUUGACUGGAUACUGUUUUGAGAAGCUUGAGGUGUAAACUAGUGGAUUUGAGACUGGGUGUCCAAAAUCAAAUCUGAGUCGGUCAAAGGAGGGACAUUUGUACUGACCAUGCUGGUCUGUUAUAUAUGCAUUUUGACAGGAUGCUGAUGCAACAUGGCUGGUCUUAUGCAACUGGAACAAAAUGGAGAAAAAUAGAGUGGGAAUAAACUGACUUGGCACUGACAUCUCAAAAAUCUUAUAUAUUCCCUAUGGACUUUCCAAAAACCAACAAGUGCUGCUGAUGCAAUGUACUGUAUUGUCUCCUUUGGUGUAAAAGGUCAGUAAAACUGUAUGGACUACAGGGUGCACAUGUACUUCCUCUUAUGCUAAAAGUGUGCAUAUACAAAUUGUCAGUGCUCAUAUGUGCUAUAUCUUUUUGUGGUUAACAAAAUGUGUUAAUGUUAUUGUUGCAUUUAUCCAUGGAAAUCAUAAUAUAUGCACUGCCUGAAUGUAGAUGCAUAUAACAUUAUAUAGCCUAUCGAAACUGUUGGAUUCAGUGUAUGAAUGUGCCUUUCCUGGCAUGAAAUAAAAACCAAU
Plectropomus leopardus (leopard coralgrouper) is the source of this 3823-nucleotide messenger RNA. RefSeq names its product abhydrolase domain containing 8a (gene abhd8a). NCBI's taxonomy places the organism in Eukaryota, Metazoa, Chordata, Actinopteri, Perciformes, Serranidae. Gene Ontology annotation, molecular function: carboxylic ester hydrolase activity; lysophosphatidic acid acyltransferase activity. The record is from RefSeq and is a predicted model, not a curated record. Gene Ontology annotation, biological process: lipid homeostasis; phosphatidic acid biosynthetic process. Gene Ontology annotation, cellular component: mitochondrion.